Messenger RNA from Lodderomyces jiufengensis, 1380 nucleotides. RefSeq lists its product as uncharacterized. Gene Ontology annotation, biological process: spindle pole body duplication; protein import into nucleus. The record is from RefSeq and is a predicted model, not a curated record. The transcript has a single exon. Bases 1 to 1380 code for a protein of 459 amino acids. NCBI's taxonomy places the organism in Eukaryota, Fungi, Ascomycota, Pichiomycetes, Serinales, Debaryomycetaceae. Gene Ontology annotation, cellular component: nuclear pore transmembrane ring; nuclear outer membrane.
AUGUCUGCAUCAUUAUUGUCAGACCAAGUAUAUAAAGAUGCUUUGAUAGAUUUUGAUUCAUACUCACGUCCUGACCCAGAAAUAGAUGCAAGUGUAACAAAAAACAAUGUAAAUAAUGCUUUAACGAAAUUACCAAAUUAUACAGCAUCAAGAAUGGAGUUUAAAGUACCACAACCAUCACAACCAAUAACGGUCGCAGGAUCAAACAAUUCAAAAAUUCCAUCAUUAAGUGAUAUCAAUUUUAGACUUCUACAGACAAAAUUGGCAAUCAAUGAAGAAAAAUAUAAAUUAAAAACAGUUAAAAAUAAAAUACAAAAGAAUGAUCGUCCCUUAUAUUAUCAACCACCAAGUUCAAGUGUUAAAAACAUAUAUAAUGAAAUAAAAGAUUGUUUACCACCAAAUAUAGACUUUGAUGAGUAUAAGAAACCAUCAUCCACUACAAAAUUUAAAAUUCCAAAGUUAUACAAUUAUGAAACCACCCAAAAAACACAUGAUUAUAAUGAUGUUAUACAAAGUAUUAAAAAUGAAUUGGAAAAUGAUGAUUUGACUGCUUAUAGCCCUCAAUAUGAUAACCCAACUGAUGAUUGGGUAAGCCCAGUUGUUAAAGAAGCCAUUGCAAGACAAAUUGAUCUUGAAUAUUACAUGAAAGUUUUUAUAAGAAAUAUACUAUAUUUGUUAAUAAUACUAUUGUUUAAAUCAUUGAUCAAAAAAGUGUUAGUUCUUUAUGAGUUAAAAUUAAAGAGUCAACCAUUGUAUAUGCAAAUGAUGAAAAGCAAUGUUGGUGCAAAAACAAGUUUGAGUGAUUCUUCCUUGGUGGAUAACUUUUAUUUUAUACUAAUUGGUAGAUUGAUAUGUUUACCUUCAAUAAUCAACAUCUUAUAUUCCUGUAUUACACUAGUGAAAGGGCAAGAUCAGUGUUGGGAUUUACCAUUGAGCACAAAGCAAAGAAAAUUGAUUGGUUUAAACUACAAAGAUAAGCAUGAUGGAUCAAUUGAUAUCGAUGAAGAAGCAGAAUUAACAUUAAAACAAAGAAGAUAUGAUUCUGAUCACAUUAUUCCUUAUAAACCCAUACCAAAGUACAACAAAGUUGGCGACUAUACAAAUUUUAAAAUAGGAACACCCAUAAUAGGUAAUGGAAAUCAACAAUCUAUGUAUUCAGCAAGAAAACUGAUUACUGAUUUAGAUUAUAGUAAGUCAGUUUUAAAUAGACAAUUUUUACAAAAUAAUCAACAAACUCAUCUUCGACAAAGACAAAAUAUAGCUAAUGAAAAUAAAGCAAGUGAUUCUUUGAGUUCAUCUACAUCAACAUUAUCAUCCUCAUCAAGAUAUUCUUUAAAUAAUAUUGCAAAAGCUCAUACUGAAUUUUUCAAGAAAUUAUGA